AUGCCCCCUUCGGCGGAGCUCCGAAACAGGCCCCAAGAUCGGAUCUCGUGGAUACAGAAAGUUACGGCGGUGGAAUUAGGGUUUAUUCACACAAAGAAAUACCUGCCACGUGCAGUUGUCAUGCUUGUGGUCGAUUCAGCCGGGGAACAACAACGCCGUCGUCGCCGGUGGCAUGGAUACCAUGUCCAAUGCCCCCAAAUACGCUGCAACAGCAAGAUAGAAGAUAGCAACGGAGUGGAUAUGGAUGACUAUCUGAAAGUAUGCAGGUUUCUUUCCAAACUUAACAACGGGAUACUAGGGGUGAUCGACGUGGACUACCGCGACCUGGUGGGCAUCGUGCUCUUCAACCACUCGGAGACGGACUUCGCUGUGAAGCCCGGCGACCGCAUCAUAGAGAUGAUUGUCCAGGUGAUUGCGGCGCUGGAGGUCGCCGAGGUGGAGGACCUUGACGCCACCGUACGGAGUCGUCGAGGUGGAGUACCUUGA
Molecule: messenger RNA, 486 nt
Organism: Triticum turgidum subsp. durum (durum wheat)
Lineage: Eukaryota; Viridiplantae; Streptophyta; Magnoliopsida; Poales; Poaceae
Source: the annotation of a GenBank genome assembly